AUGGUCGCCAAAUCAACACUUACCGGUUUAACCGGCACAACAGGAUGGACUGGAACAACGGGAUGGACUGGAACGAGGACUGGGACGAGCCAGACCAGGUCUUCCAUGACUUACGACGGUCCUCCGCCUUCUACUCAUGUACGAACAUACAACUGGCCUCCUUGGCAGCUGAACUUUUGGAUCUUUGUGAUCCUCCUCGCGUCAACAAGCAUCAUUGGCGUUUUUGCGACAUUCGUACAAGUGCAAAAUCAACUCGAACUCGGCAUCCCAUGGUACUUCCCCUACUUCAUCACCGUCGGUGGUCUCUCGAUCCUCUUCAUUCUCGGCAUUUUCUGGCUCAUUGGCCAGCGACGACUACUCCCCGCGAUCGUCAUGGUCGGCGGCUUCAUGUUCUUUAUACUAUGGCUUGUUGGACUUGUCGUGGUUGCGAUACAGCUGUUUGGGCCUGAUGGGUCUAUCCAGAGUGUCUGCGACGUGCAAGUCUUUGGUAGGAAUCCCAAGGGUACGGGCGAGGCGACUAUGGCAUGGCUCCAACAGCGAAACAUCUGUCAAUCGUGGCAGCUUGUUUUCGCAAUGGCCCUUACGGGAACUGUCUUCUUCAUCUGGGUUAUGAUCAUGGCCUAUCAAGUGUUCGUCAACUCAUAA
This is a messenger RNA of Fusarium coffeatum, 645 nucleotides long. RefSeq lists its product as uncharacterized. NCBI's taxonomy places the organism in Eukaryota, Fungi, Ascomycota, Sordariomycetes, Hypocreales, Nectriaceae. The transcript is spliced from 3 exons. The record is from RefSeq and is a predicted model, not a curated record. The coding region runs from base 1 to 645 and encodes 214 amino acids.